This is a messenger RNA of Myxocyprinus asiaticus (Chinese sucker), 1730 nucleotides long. RefSeq lists its product as uncharacterized. The transcript has 5 exons. NCBI's taxonomy places the organism in Eukaryota, Metazoa, Chordata, Actinopteri, Cypriniformes, Catostomidae. Bases 195 to 1169 code for a protein of 324 amino acids. The record is from RefSeq and is a predicted model, not a curated record.
UUGUCCAGUAUCGGGUGAAGAGCUUGUCGCUUAAUUUGUACUACAGUUGCUUGCUUUAGAGAUAUAUCAGGUAUGAUUGGAAUGGCAGUUUAAUUCUGUAUUCUUGAUUAGAGCAUAUAAAAACUGUGAAUUUGGAGUCUAAUAUCUUUUAUUAUUAGUGCUGUUGUUAUUAUUGCGCUUGAAGACCCGCGGUAAUGGAUGGCGUUUGGAGAGGAUUCUGCACUCUUGUUCUCACAACACUCGCUUUUAAAGAAGUUGCUGGGCUCAGGAUCAGGAAUGAAGAGCUGAGAAAGUGUGUGCAGGUAAAUGAAGGACAAGUCAGCAGCAAGUUAACCCUGCAAGAGUGUAGAGCAGAUUCAGCUCUACAGCAGUGGGAGUGGGACGCUGUGACUCGCUCCCUCAGUAACCCACAGACGGGAGGCUGUUUAACUGCACCCCAGAUCCAGGAGCAUGAGAGUGUGUGGCUGCAAGCUUGCAGGUCCGCAGAGGAAGAUCGUGAGGGCCAGAACUGGAGCUGCUCUAAAAAAGGGCUCCUGACAUUACACGGCAAGGGUCUGCACCUGAGCGCACGGCAUGAUUCCUCCAAGGUUUUCCUGUCCAAAGACCGCGGGAAAGGCAGCAAGUGGAGGACACUGGCUAAUCAAAGGGUAUGCGAGGAGACAGACAGCACACAUCAUGGUCUGAAUGAGUUACAAGAGUCUCAGCAGACACUUCCAACUGGACCCCGAAUCCUCACUAAUGUUCGCUAUUGGCAUUGGAAUAAUGGCCUGCAGUCCACCGUGGUGACACUGACUUCAGAGGCAUCGCCUGAACCUCAAAGCAGCACUGAGCCUGGGGGACCUUCUGUAAAUGUUUUUACUACAGAUUACGGAACAAGCUGGAAAAUGACAAUGUUGCUUCUAAGCACCUUUGCCCUGUUACUUGGACUUGUAAUCCUCAUCCUUAACAUCUGUCAGAACAGGUGGAAGAAGACUGUUGUGGUGCUGAAAUCCUACACUCCAGCUGGAGAGGUCAGUCAACCAGGGUCUCCAGUGCCUAGUGAGAGAGCCCCUCUAACCCAACACCCCAUGAAACCUGCCAAGUCACCUUCCAUUCGACGAGGGGAGAUCCUUGUUGAGUGGAAAGAUGGAACAGUCACGCCACUGUUUGAAACUUACCUAACUGACUAACCUCCAUAUUUUGUUACAUUAAUGUUAUGUGGGAGCAAAAGGUUAGAAUGGAAACAUUACAUUUUCCUGUUGUGUUUUUGUGCUAAGAUUUUUUUGUGAAGAAAUAGGUGAGAUAAACUCAUGUAUCAUUCCCAAGCAAACGGACUGAACUGCAUUGGUGGUUUUAUUCUCAUAAGCAACAUGUGACAAAAAUCACAGAUAUCUGUGCUAUUGCAAACAGAAUGCCUUCCCUCAAUGCCAACCUUUAAAACAGAGGCUGGGUACUGAUCAAAGACAAUAUUCUGUUACAUGCCAAAAAAAUAUGUAUAUAACUUACAUCAGUCAAAUACAGUUCACAUCUUAAAGUAACAAAAUAUUUACUGUAUAAUUAACACUGCAAGCUCACCUGAACUGCAUUUGUCUGUGUGAAAUAGAGAAAAAUAGUAAUGCUGUUUCUUGGAAAACAAUAAUACAUUGAAAACUUGCCUUGUUAAAAACGCUAUAUUAUUAGAUUUAAAGGGUUAGUUCACCCAAAAAUGAAAAUCCUCUCAUGAUUUACUUACCUUUAAGCCAUCCCAGAUG